AUGGGUUCCGACGACUAUGCUGCCAUUGGCGGCGGUGGCGCCUUGAAGCUCAAAGGUGCCAAAGUGCACAAGAAAAAGAAGAAGCGCGACAAAACCGAUCUAGAGAAGAACCUCGACAUCUCCAACACAGACGAGGAGAAGCGAAAGAGGAAGAAGAAGAAGGAUAAGGAGGUGGACGACGACGAACUUCGCGCCGAGGACGAAGGCGAGGAGAAGCCCGAGGUUCAAAAGACAGAGGCCCAAAAACGGCACGAGGAGAUCAAAAAGAAAAGGCUCCUACAGCUUGCCGAAUCUUCAGGCUCACGACCAGAACUACUCAAAACACACAAGGAGCGAGUUGAGGAACUCAAUACUUACCUGUCCAAAUUGAGCGAGCAUCACGAUAUGCCCAGGAUUGGCCCUGGCUAA
Messenger RNA from Fusarium sp. VM40, 408 nucleotides. Lineage: Eukaryota; Fungi; Ascomycota; Sordariomycetes; Hypocreales; Nectriaceae. The record is from the annotation of a GenBank genome assembly.